GUGUGGUCUUUCUUAUGCUUGACUCCGCCCACAUCGCCUCCAUUCUUAAAAUUCAUUUUCUCCAAACUCACAUCUCGCCCAGUCUCUUGACCAGAUGUCUACUAACAGUCACGUUAGGUUUGCUGAAGGCACUCACUUGGACCCUGACAAACUCCACGUUACUGAUGACGGCUCGCAGUACCACUUACCAGAAGCUCAUAUUGGAUUUCUACGCAACCACCACACGUACCAUGCAGAUGUCCCCAUUAAACAUGGUCUUGGUUCAGAUGUAACGGUCACUGUUCCCAAUUACAAUCUUUAUGUGAGGAUAAAUGAGGUCCAGCCCACGACUGCCAGUGAAGACGGAGAGUAUGUCACACCAGUACAGCUUGAGGUCAAGACCAUUAAAGAAGGAAGGAUAAGAGAGAAAGUCCUGGUCCACAGUGGCACUGAUGAUAGCAAAUCAAUGGAGAUUCUGAUAACCGCUCAAGUGAUGGAGGCUAAUCAGGGUAACCCCCUUCUAAAGGAUGGAGUUCAUGUUGUCUCCCAUGAAGUUGAAGAUGAAAGUGAAUGGCCAGGACACAGCAGCCAUUAGACCUACACAUAAAGACACCACACCUAGAACACCAGUUAAUCAUUAUUAUUGUUAUUUUUGCUAUUAUUAUUAUUAUUAUUAUUAUUAUUCUGAGACUUUUGAAUAAUAACACUAAUGUCAA
Amphimedon queenslandica is the source of this 695-nucleotide messenger RNA. RefSeq lists its product as uncharacterized. Bases 95 to 574 code for a protein of 159 amino acids. The transcript has 4 exons. Lineage: Eukaryota; Metazoa; Porifera; Demospongiae; Haplosclerida; Niphatidae. The record is from RefSeq and is a predicted model, not a curated record.